UACGGUAUGCUCUAUUACUAUUGCGAUAUUACAGUUACCGUAGUUAAAAAGAACGGACGCUCUAGCUUGUUCCUGCGCGGAGAUCUGGGCAGAGAAAGGAUAGUUGUUAGGAGAUCUGGGUCACCAAACUACAGCCAUCCUGGAAGAAACUAUCUCAUGUACUGAAGGAACUGGGGGAAGAGGAACUGGCCCGUCAGGCCGGGAAUAAAGGUAGUGUCUUGGCAGCGACUGUUCCCUACAAUUGGCAUACAGAGCCACAAGAGCAGUCGCAGGUACAGAGGAGGCUGACCAGUGACUCAAGCUCAAGUGGAGUUGUUGCUGAUGCCUCAUCUCAGUCCAAUGACUUCAGUGGUGAGGUGGUGCCUGGAGUAGAGAAGACAGUAGCUCCUGAUGAUGGCAACAAUGAAGGUAGAAGCAAGAACACCAUGCCAAAUCAUUGUACAAGCGGCGAUCGAGGUGCCAGAUCGGGCUUUGUGGCUUACCCUGCUUCCCAAGAGCUCAUUGUCAGUGGGAGCCAUGAGGAUACCAAGUGUAAUGUUGGGACUGUCACCGUCGCAUCAGAGAAGGAGGAGAAAGUGACCAUUGUGAGUGGCACUUAUCUCUUCGACUUCCCCUACGAACCUUCCCUUGAAGAAUGCCACAUGCUUUCUUCAUUGGAAGACAAUGAUCCAGUGAGUACCCAGGGACCAGAUGAUGACUACCACUCUGAGUCCAUCAGUUCUGGGAGACAGACCAGUGACGCAAGCUCAAGUGGAGUGGUUGCUGAUGCUUCAUCUCAGUCUAGUGAGGUGGUGCCUGGAGUGGAGAUGGCACCAGCCACUGAUCGUGUCAACAAUGAGGGAAUCAGGGGAGGCAGGAAUGUCAUGCCAGAUGAUUGUUCAAGCAGCGAGCAAGGUGCCAGAUCUGUCUUUUUGGCUUACCGUGCUCUCCACGAGGAGGGUCUCACUGUCAGUGAGAGUGGUGGAGGGGAUAAUGGUACCAAGUGUGAUGUUGAGACUAACUCCACCAUUGAAUCAGGAGAGGGGGGAAAAGCGACCAUUGUGAGUGGCACUUAUGUCUUCGACUUCCCCUACAAACCUUCUCUUGAAGAAGUCCACAUGCUUCCCCCAUUGGAAGGCAAUGAUGAUCGGGACUUUGCUCAAGAUCCAGUCGUUGGAAGGGAUGUUAUCACAGGAGGUGUGGUGGUGGUGAUCCCUCAGCAGUGCACUGAUUUCAGAGGACCAGAGGAGAUGAACACAACCAGAGGUCCAUUCAGACCACCUGUCAAUGAGAGUCGGCAGUGUGCAGGAAGGUUUGGGCUCAACAAGGCAGUCUACCCUUCCCUUGGUUUUCAGGCUGGAGAAGGAAUGCUGGUGAUUGGAGGCCCAUACACGAGACAUGACAUCUUCAAACCGGUGCCCCAUGAUGAGCCAUCUCCAGAGCCACUGGAGAACCAGCCCCAACCAUUCCCAGAGGAGACCGACUCCUCCCAGCCACUCCCACCAGAGCCCACUUCAUCCCAAUCCCAGCUUCCAGAUGUCUCACCUCUUCAGGUGCAAGAGAACAACCCAUCCUCUCUUCCACCACCACGCACGUUCAUGGAAUGGCAAGGGCUCGAUCCCCCAGGAAAUUACCAGGAGAUCAUGAAGUGGCUGCACACUGGAGUGAGUCGUGGUUUCCAUGGGCCAGAUGUACUCGGCUCCCCACACGGUUGAGCUCCCUUCUUCAGCAGUCGUUUAGACAUACAUAGACUGAGGCUGCUGAGAUUUUUUUGUUGUUAUGAAGGAUAAUGCUCCUGAUGGCAGUUUUUAAAAAAAAGUGUUUAGUCUGACAUGUAGCCAUGUUUUCCCUCAUGAUAUUUUUAUCCAGAACUUGUAGGUGCCAAGUUCUCUAUCUGUUACAUUUUCAGCUUUUACUAUUACUGUAUAAUUAUAGUGUGUAUAUGCUUGUCUGACAAGUAGUCAUUUUAUGGUGCAUCCCAUGUUCUAUUCUGAUAAAACUUU
Molecule: messenger RNA, 1982 nt
Organism: Geodia barretti
Lineage: Eukaryota; Metazoa; Porifera; Demospongiae; Tetractinellida; Geodiidae
Source: the annotation of a GenBank genome assembly